Drosophila ficusphila is the source of this 1671-nucleotide messenger RNA. Its product is annotated as prolyl 4-hydroxylase subunit alpha-2. NCBI's taxonomy places the organism in Eukaryota, Metazoa, Arthropoda, Insecta, Diptera, Drosophilidae. Gene Ontology annotation, cellular component: endoplasmic reticulum. Bases 21 to 1562 code for a protein of 513 amino acids. The transcript has 7 exons. Gene Ontology annotation, biological process: peptidyl-proline hydroxylation to 4-hydroxy-L-proline. Gene Ontology annotation, molecular function: procollagen-proline 4-dioxygenase activity; L-ascorbic acid binding; protein binding. The record is from RefSeq and is a predicted model, not a curated record.
UGAAUCGAACUCCAGAGACAAUGAUUUCUGCUUUCUAUUUAAAGCUUUAUGUUGUUUUUAUUUCUUUCUCGAUGAUAACGGCUACUACGCGCCACAUAAAUUACAUCACUUCAAAGGAGAAGAGAAUGCACUUGCUGGAGAAGGAUAGGCAACUCAUUAUCCUUCUCAAUAGCUAUGCAAUAGAGCUGCAAGGAAAGAUAGACACUCUGCGCGGGGUAGCUACAGCGUUUAAGGAACGUAUGAAUGAAGCCAACGGGAGGGAAGUGGAGUAUCUGUCCAAUCCCUUGAAGAAUUUCUUCCUAGUUCGUCAAAUGCACGAGGACUGGGAUCCGGUGAAGAAGUUCAUGCAGCAGCCAGUGGGUCAAGAGCAAAUGAAGUCGAUCGAGAAACUGCACCAGGAUCUUCCAUCGCAGGAUGAUCUAAAGGAAGCCAGUCAGGCCAUAUUCCUAAUAACCGAUGCGUAUGACCUGGAACCCAAGGAUGUGGCCAGCGGAUUGGUUCAUGGGGUACAGUACAGUGGAAAUCUGUCGGCCAAGGACUGCUUCGCCUUAGGAAAGUUCUUUUUUCAGUCGGGAGUAGCUUCAGAAUGGCUUAUCACUGCCAGAGAUUUGUUAAUGAAACACACGCCAAAGUACCUUAAAGUGAUGGGGGUUACCAGCCAGCAUAUAACUUUGCUACUUGCUCGCUCUCUAAUCGCUCGUGGCAAUGUGAGCAGCGAUCGAGAAAUGCUGGAGAAGGAUUCCAAGCCCGGGGAAACUGGAACAGACUUUGAGUCCUUGGAGCUUGAAGAACAUCCAUGUCUUUUAUCGGGCAGAUCCAAGCCUACGAGGCUCCACUGUCGCUACAACACCACUUCCUCGCCCUUCCUGAAACUGGCUCCCUUUCGGAUGGAGGAACUCUCGCUGAGCCCAUAUAUUGUGCUCUAUCACAAUGUUCUGAGCGAUGGCGAAAUCGAGAAGUUGCAGCGGAUGAGCGAGCCGUUUCUGGAGAGAUCCAAAAUCUUUACCCAUGACGGCGGGUCCACUCAGGUCUCCCCAACCCGAACAGCGGACGGGGUAUGGCUACCUCACAUGAACACGGAACUCGAGGACAGGUUGAUCCUGAGCCGCAUUGCACUGAGGAUCAGGGACAUAACUGGUCUCAAAUUAGGCCGUGGCGGAUUGAUGCAGUUCGUUAAGUACGGAUUUGGGGGACACAUCAAGCCUCAUCACGAUUACUUUGAUUUUAAGUUACCCAACUUGGAGCCGACAGGCGACCGCAUUGCCACUUUUCUCUUCUACCUAAAUAAUGUGCUUCACGGCGGAGCCACCGCUUUUACCGAGUUGAAUAUUGCAGUGCAACCCCAAAAAGGAUCGGCUUUGUUUUGGUACAACAUGGAUGGGCAGUCCUUCGACUUUGAUGAUCUCACCUUCCAUGGCGCCUGUCCCCUUAUAUCUGGCACAAAGAUGGUUUUGACCCGCUGGAUUUACGAACUGGAUCAGAUGUUCCUUCUUCCUGCCGUGAUCCCUCCCCGCAAUCGUGACUACAGCAAAAUACUCCCCAACUCAAUGUGGGAAACUUAAAAUAUUUUGGACCCCAUGGUGCGUUCGUGCGGGCAAAGUUGGCAAUAAAAACACUACAAAAUAUUUUACGCUUUGUAUAUCGUUUGAGUAGAAAUAAAUAUUACUUUCC